AUGGAUGUGGGAGAUUCCCAACGAGAGACGAUUUCUCUCCUUAUAAAAACGCCCAACCAGGCUCAGGAGGACCAAGCCGUCGAAGGGGUCUAUCUACACUGGACUGUAAAGGACCUAAAAACACAUUUGUCGACUGUUUACGCAACCAAACCGGCUGUGAGUGAGCAGAGACUCAUCUAUGCUGGUAAACUGCUACCUGAUCAUCUGCACAUUAAAGAUCUCUUCAGACAGACUGACUCCAUUCCCACACUGCACCUGGUGUGUGCUUUUAGGAAUCCACCCCAAGGACCCCUUGGAGCCAGACCUAAGACCAAAGAGACGGAACAGCCAUGUCCCUCUAGUCCGAGGCCCAUGGCAGCCAGUUCCAGCAGCUCCUCCUCCACAGUCCAGACUCCAAGCACACCAGAGCUGAGGCAGAGGAGGCAGAACUCUUCAGCUUCAGCUGCUGCUGCUUCAACUCAUGCACACUACCCAGUGUCUCCAUCAGGAAUGCCUUCGUGGCCUACUGCUGCAGUGCCUGGAGCGCCACAGAUGACCCAACCAGCCUUUCCCACCUACUCCCUGUACAGCCCUCAACAGCUACUCUGGCUCCAACAUGUCUACGCAAGACAGUAUUACAUGCAAUAUCAUGCAGCAUUGGCCGCAGCAGGCACUUUCCCCUCUGCACCAGCUACAACCAUUGGCCAGUACCCUCCCGUUCCAGCCCACCAAGUACCUGUCCCAGCCCCCUUAGCCAAUCAGAACCCCAUCAACAACCUGCCAGCCAAUCAGAACCCAGUGCAAGAUGGGGCUUUCAUCAACCCCGGAGAGGCCAACCAGAACAUGCGGAUGAACGCACAGGGCGGGCCCAUGAUGGAGGACGAGGAGGAUAUGGAGCGUGAUUGGCUGGACUGGUUGUACUCCGCCGCAAGAUUUAGCGUUCUGCUCAUGAUUGUGUACUUCAACUCUAACCUGACCCGCUUUCUGCUGGUGAUGAGCACUCUCUUCAUCAUGUACCUACACACUGUUGGUUGGUUUCCCUUCAGAAGGCGAGUGCAGGUCCAAGGACCCAACCACCUGCAGCCCCCUGAGGUCCAGCAGAACGAGAAUGGGAACCCAAAUCCAGCAGAUGAGCUUGCUGACAGACAGGGGGAGGAACCUGCUGACGAUGGAUCAAUGACAGCAGUUUUAGUGCCUCCCCACAGGGUGUCAGUCAUAUGGACAGCGUGGGUUUUCUUCAAAACUUUCUUCUCCUCCCUCAUACCUGAGGCUCCUCAGGGUGUGGCCAACUGACCACAGACGACUGAGAGAGACAGCAGACUUUAAGUUUUCAGUGAGGAACAAAGAUCAUCUGAGAUGGAAAGAAAAGAAGGAUGUCUGUCAGCUCAAUAAAUGAAAAUAAGGGCAUUGUACAUGUACAUAUCAACAAUAACUGAUACUUCCCUAUUAACAGUAGUUCGAAGAGCUCCUGUGUAAAAUAGUUUUUUCUUCUGAGUGUGAAACACAAAGUUAAAUACACCAGCAAAAUAAAGCAAUUCCAGACCCUUGAAUUUCCAAAAAUGUGGACUGAAAAGAAAGGACAUGAAAGACUAAAAAACAUCAGACCACAAUAGUAACAAUAAUGCAUCGUUCAAUGGGAUCCCAGACCUUCAUCUGACCAAACAUCUGCUAUAUACUGAUUGUGGGUUUUUACCCCAACCUUAAUUUUUUCAGUGUGACAAGGCCCUCAAAGACGAGCAUUGCCACCUGGACGGUUCACUUAUCCAUGAACAACAGUAGGUGGCAGCUGAGGGUAAAAAAUAAAUGUUUUAUCUGACACUGUUGGACUUUGUGCCAAAGUUAUUUACAGUGAUGGGAGUUAUGUACGUGGGCUUUCUAAUCCUCAAGGAUUCAAAAUCAGCUUAUCUGAGUUUUCAUAAUGAAUAUGAUCCAGAUCAAUACUCUCACACUUAUGAGGAUGAUUAUAUGAGACAUGUUUGAUGGGAAGUGAAAAUCCACACAGAAACAGAACUCGGUACUGUAUGUUAUCGCUCUCUUACAGAACAGGUUUAUUUUGGUCAGUCCAUGCAUGGACUCUGGAUUUGAGGACAGCUGUAAAAGUAGGACAGAUGCUGUUUUUACUUGUUUUACAGCUUUGCUUUUGACAAUGAAAGCAUCUGAGCUAAAUUGAUUUUGACACCAAUCUAUCUGAACUUACAGUAUAGCCCCCUUUUACACUGCUUCUUCAAAGUGGAAAUUAUUAUGGCUUGCCUGGACAGCCGGCAGGAUGGGAUCAUGGGCGGCAUGGGCGUGAGACUUUGACGAUGUAUUAUGCGUUGUCUCUCAAAAUAAGCACAAUACUCAACUAUAUACAACUUUAAAAAAAUCGGCUAAUUUUGGAUUAUUAAAGUCAAGAAUUAAGUUGCUCUGAUGUAUCAGUAAAAUUCAGACAAAAUACAAGAUGAGAUUCACAUUAUUUUGGCAUGUAUUUGCUUCCAUACAGUCACUGUACUGAACAUUAACUGCCUUUAUGUUAGCAAAAACUGACAGUAACCACAGCUUCAGUUCACAAACAAAACUGGACAAGAAGAACAAAAUCCAAAUCAUGAACAAAAGUCAUGAUUAACAAAAUUCAAAAUAACAUAGUGCAGAUUUCUUCACCAGUUCGUUUUUUUGGGUGAUUUUCCUAUUAUUGAGCAUUGGAUUGUGGUGAUUGUGACCAGAUGCAAAUGAAACUUAAACUUUUCACCAAAUCACUGAGUACAUUUUCUGCAGCCUUAGUUGGAAAAAAAAAAAAAAGAACAACCCUAAUGCCACCAAAAACUGACAGUGACUGGAACUUCAGUUCACAAACAAAACUGGAUUAGGGGAACAAAAUCCAAAUCAUGAACAAAAGUCAUGAUUAAGAAAAUUAAAAACAACAUUGUACAGCUUUACCAGUUCUGUUUUGGGUGGAUUUUCCUGUAACUAUAAUAAGUGUUGGAUGAUAGUGAUUGUGACCAAAUGCAAACUAGACUGCGUCUCUUUUGCCAAAUCACUGGGUACAUUUUCUGUAAAUAGUGACGCUGCCAUAGUAAAAAAAAAAAAAAAAAAUAAAAAUCAAGUUUUGUAAAUAUUAUGUUCACAAAGCACUUUAUAACGUGUACCUUAUGCAGGCUUCUUUACAUUUAGAGGGGUUAUGCUUCAUUAUUCUUCAUCAAAAGAUUUUUAAUAUAAAUAUAAUGCCUAGAGGGCUCACAGUUAUGUUUUGUUGUUGGUUUUUUGAUUUCAGGUAAAGUCUAAAAUCCCAUUUAAACAAACCAGGUUGAAAGCCAAAUCAGUGGUAAAUAGUUGUUUCUAAUGCUAGAAUAUAUCUUGAGAAUGGCAAGUUUACAUCUCAGCUGGCUUAUAGACCCUCUGCAGAGUGUUCUCUUCUCACCCAGGGACUGGCUUCUUUUCUUAUUUUGUUGUCACAUGUCUUACUUUCAUUAAGUUAACAUUCCAAAUGUGCUAUAAUGAAGCUCAUCAUCAUUCCUCCUGUCCAUUUUUAAGCAUUUUAAUCUCAUCAUAUUGAUUGAGAAACCUUCACUGUAACAGAUCAGAUGCAUACACAAAAAUGACUGUUAAUGCAGUUACUGGUCAGCUUACUCAAGUCAUCAAUUAUGUUGUUAUGCUGUUACAGUGAGUGUAUAUGAAAAAUCCAAUCUGUUGAUUUGUGUUUAUUAACUUCUUGUAAUCAGUGCAUGUUUUAUUGAAUAAUAAGAAGAAUAAAUGGGUUUUAAUCUCCUCGUAACAAUGUCACUGUGAAGGGGGGUGUAUUACACCUUUAAGUAAAGAGAUGAAAAGUAUUUUUUCUUUUUCUUGUAAUCCAUUUAAUUUUGUUUACUGCAUUAGCCCCUGCUAGUUAGCACUCUGAUUCCAUUUGGGACAAUCUCAAAUGACAGAAGUUUGUGACCUUCAGUCACCAUGUAUAACUGGUCAUUUUAAUGUUAAGCCAUUAUUUAGGAUUUUGUUUUUAUUUUUGUUUGUCUCACUGUAACAGCAGCUUAUUAAUGGAUGUUGAAGAAAGAAGUGUGUUGAGGGAGACUUGCAAUAAUGGAUGCAAUAAAUGUUCUUAACAAUAA
Molecule: messenger RNA, 4061 nt
Organism: Epinephelus lanceolatus (giant grouper)
Lineage: Eukaryota; Metazoa; Chordata; Actinopteri; Perciformes; Serranidae
Gene: herpud1
Product: homocysteine-inducible, endoplasmic reticulum stress-inducible, ubiquitin-like domain member 1
Biological process (GO): endoplasmic reticulum unfolded protein response; ubiquitin-dependent protein catabolic process; regulation of ERAD pathway
Cellular component (GO): endoplasmic reticulum membrane
Molecular function (GO): transmembrane transporter binding
Source: RefSeq, a predicted model, not a curated record